Messenger RNA from Cuscuta europaea, 3040 nucleotides. Lineage: Eukaryota; Viridiplantae; Streptophyta; Magnoliopsida; Solanales; Convolvulaceae. The record is from the annotation of a GenBank genome assembly.
UCAGGCUUCACCUGGUGUGGUGGGAAUUCGUUCAAGUGAAUAAGGAGAAUCUUAUCGUAAUAUUGAAAAACGGCCUGCGAGCACAACCGGAUAGAGUUGGGCAAUCCGUCACCAUGUUGCUCCAAUCCGUCACAACCACAACCGCAGCGCCGGUUCACCACCACCGUCUCCGCCGUCUCUCACUCUCAGUGCAUAUCUCCCACCCCGGGUUCUCAACAUCCAUUCUUCUAUACUCUCCAAAGAGCCCUGCGAUCUCAUGUUCCUCAGAAUCGAAUGUUCGCACUGUGGACUAUGAGAAGAAGCCGAAACUUGAUUGGUACAAAAUCUACAAGCGUAUAUGCAUUGCUGGACUCUCGGGAGCAGCCAGCCCUGAUGCAGUGCUAGAACAGUAUGAGAAUGAGGGUGCGGAUAUUUCAAUACCGAAUCUUUUGCUUAUAAUUAAGGAACUCCGCACAGUCAAGCGAUACAAGCUUGCUCUCCAGGUAUAUGAGUGGAUGAAGGAUAAAAAGGAUACAUAUCGUGUAACUAAAAGAGGCGCUGCAGUUCAUUUAAAUUUAAUAUACCAUGUGAAUGGAAUCUCAAAUGCCGAAGACUACUUCAUGAAUUUGCCAGAGCAUGUGAAGGACAACCGAGUGUAUGCCUCACUCUUGAAUGCCUAUGCCCAAUCAGAAAUGAGGGAAAAAGCGGAAUCUUUAUUUGAUGAGAUGAAAACCCGAGGUUUUGCCAGUACUUCUCGCCCAUAUAAUGUGAUGAUGACCCUUUACAAUAAACUCAAGGUUAAUGACCAGGUGGAGCGUAUAAUAUCAGAAAUGGAUUCAAAAAAUAUUUUAGACGUGGUUUCUUAUAAUAUAUGGUUGACGUUCCUUGGAUACCAAGGAUCUGUGGAGAAGAUGGAAGAAGCAUUUGAAAAAAUGAAAAAGGACCCUGGUGUUAUUAUACACUGGAGCACAUUCAGCUUAAUGGCUUCAAUGUACAUUCAGAUGGGUGAGGUGGAAAAAGGCGAAGAUUUUUUGAGACAGAUGGAGAGUAGAAUCGAUGUUAAGGAGCCUAUCUCUUAUCAUUACCUCAUGAGUCUGUAUGCUAGAGCUGGUAACAAGGAAGAGGUAUACCGCGUCUGGAAUGUCUACAAGGCAAACAUUCGCCGCAUCCCAAACAAGGGUUACUAUGCACUAAUCUGUUCUCUUUUAAGAUUAGAUGAUAUCGAAGGCGCCGAAAACGUAUUCAAUGUGUGGAUGUCAGAAAAGACACUUUAUGAUCCCAGAAUGCCGAAUCUUCUCCUGAGUUGGUAUUUGAGGAACGGGCUAUUGGAUAAGGUUGAAAGUCUUUUUGCACGAAUUGUCGAUGCUGGAAAACAGCCCAACUCAUCGGCAUGGGAAAUCAUUGCACAAUUGCAUAUCAGGAGGGGGAGAGUUUCAGAAGCUUUGUCUUGCUUGAGAGAUGCUCUUUCGGCUGAAGGUUCUGGAAACUGGACACCCAGGCAUCCUACUAUAUCUUCUUUUAUGCAGCUUUGUGAGCAACAUGAUGAUGUGAAAAGCAAAGAGGAAUUGAUUGAGAGGUUGAGUGAAGCGGGGCGUUUUGAUCGGGAGGCCUACAUGUCUUAUAUCUCCGUACAAAGCACUGUGGAUAGUGAGAAGAAGGAUGGCGAUGAAAUAACUGAUGUCCUACUCAAUGAACUACAUGGAAGCUUACAAUAACUUCCACAUAUACUUAUAUUUGACUUGCUAAAUCACAUCAUCAAGGUGUUUGUAAGGUAAAGGAAAUUGAUGUUCUAUUUGAGAAGUAUUUGGGAUUGUUAGGAUGCUUUUCCGCGAGAAUCUGCUAAGAUUUUGCCAAAUGUUUCCUUGUAUCAUAGCUAGCUGCCACCAGAGUUAAUGCCGGCCUCCUACAGUGCUUUGGCCUAUUUCGAUGAAGGGGCUUAGGUGAGAAGAAGAUUUUGGGAGUAUUAGCCUCUAUAUUGGUAAACAUUGAAAAUACAAUGUGUUCUCUCUAUCAAGAUAUAGAUACUCCACUAUAUAUAGAUAGAGGAAUAACCCUGUCCGACCGCUAUUGAGGUGGUUCCUUAUGGAACUUAUUGAAUUUUUUUUAGCAUGUUCUUUAUAAAUUUAGAUUAUUAUGUUCACCAAAUUUGGCCUUCAAACUCAAUCGAGAAGGCAAUUAAAUAAAUUAUUUAAAAAUACUGCACUUUAUAUAUAUUAACAAAACAAUGUUUUUCAAUUCCACAUUUGACCGACUUCCCGAUUGAUUUUCCUUUGAAAUUUUGUGGAAAUAAUUUGCACUUCAUGAAGAACAUGCUUACAAAAUUUGAUAAAAAAAAUCCACCAAAAACCACCUCAAAAUGAGUCGGCCAAAUGGUGGAUCUUGUUAGACGCAGACCGGUCUGACAUGAUCAUUACUCUCUCUCUAUACAUUGACUGUGCAAUGUUUACAUACAUUGACUGCGUUUUCUAGGUAUAAUUUGGCGGAGUUAACUUCAAAAAAUUAUUUGACUACCUUCCUGAUCGAAUUUUGAGCUGAAUUUUUGUGGAUAAACUAAAGUUGAUGAGGUACAUAUUGGUAAGGGAGCAUUGGAAAGAUUAGGAGUUUUACCAACGGUUAUUUGUGUUGACCCUAAUCUUGUUCAUGAAUCUACUCGGUACUCGCAAAUGCCAAGGGAAGGACAACAACCACACGAAGAUUAAAUUGAAGUGCAUUAUUGAAAGUUUCUUACUGAUAUUCAAAUAUGAACUUCUGGUUUUUGCUUUUUGCUCACUAAGUUUAUGUUUUGGGAAGACUUUUCUUUUUGGAAAGGGUUGUAUAUUUUGGGGAAUGCUUUUUUGGAUAGGGUUGUAAUAUUUGGGGAAAGUUUUUUUGGAAAGUCUUGGAAUAUUUUAGAUAGACAGUCUAAGAUUAGGCUUGCACUUUUUCUGUAAGUUUGUUGUAAUAUAUAAGGCUUGUAAACUCUUUUGCAUUAUAUGCAAAUGACUGUAUUCAGUUUUUACUCUAACAUUGCCUUUGUAUUUACUCAGAAAUUGCACAGGUUUUAAUUUUUGUUGUGUUUCCU